Messenger RNA from Didymosphaeria variabile, 2901 nucleotides. RefSeq lists its product as uncharacterized. The record is from RefSeq and is a predicted model, not a curated record. Bases 1 to 2901 code for a protein of 966 amino acids. The transcript has 5 exons. Lineage: Eukaryota; Fungi; Ascomycota; Dothideomycetes; Pleosporales; Didymosphaeriaceae.
AUGUUGAGGCCUACAAGAUACAACGGUCACUCCAUCUUUGCUUCGCAGUUGAAGGUUGCUUCCAAGAAGCCGAUCCUCAACUUGGAAGACAUUGAACAUCACCUUGAGGAUGUCCAGUGUGUUGACGGAAAGAUCAACCUUAAGUUCGCCGAUACCACUUCGGCUAUGAAUGCUCGGUUAGCGUGCCACGGCCCUGAAGGUGGUAUCAUCAUCACUUCCCACGUUGGCUGCAACACGGAGGGCGAGCGAUCAGUCUAUACUGUUCACGGUGCUUCGGCAUCUCGUGACGGAUCGACUCUCGAGCUCGAUGUCGCAGAGUCCCUAUUUGAGCAUGCUUUCGACCGCAUCGAGGUUGGCUUUGGCCACACUGAGGAGCACCACUCCGUCCGCGAGCACACUGACCUCAAGAUCCGCAAGCGUCUAUUGUCAGAAAUCGAACGACUAGAAGGCCUGGCUGCCACCGCUGAAAUGGCUGCUGCGGACGUCGAGACCGCCGAGGGCAUGGCAAAGGGUGCGAAGAACGCUACUGCGGUCUUGGAUGAGGUUCCUGAGGAUUCGGACCCCAACGUCAACGAUGUCAAGUUCGACCUUAACUGGGAAGUCACCAACAAGACCUUCAGGCCCGACGAGUUCCUUGCUGGUCUUCCCGUUGGUUUCACCCUUACCAACAUUGCGAACUUGCCCCUCGAGCUCACUUGCAAGAAGUGCUUGACCAAGGGAGAGAUCAUCCUCUCACAGGGUAACAUCCAGAUCGACACUGCAGCACUCAAGGCUAUCCCCGACAAGCUCAAGGAGAUUCCCGGUAUGGUCGCCAGCGCUGUUCCUAGCCUGAUCAACGCGAUCCCCGAGAAGAUGGAUGAGGCCGGUGAGAAGCUAGAGAGCAAGGUCGACCAGGGCGUCGACAAAGUUACCAGCAAGCUUGACCAGGGUGUCGACGCAGUUACCAGCAUCGUCGACGCCGCUCCUUCCAAGAUUCAGAGCGUUGCUGAGACCGCUGUCGCUGCCAUUACCAGUGCUGCUGAUGCCGCUCAAUCCAAGGUUAACAGCAUCAUCAACGACAUUCCCAUCCCUACUAAGCUUCCUGACCUGAACCCCUUUGACCGCCGCAACAAGAUGGCCAAGCGCGGUGUCGACUUCGACCUGGGCAAGGUUGUCACCGGUGGUUUCGUCGAGCUCAAGGCCAACGGCUUGGAAGCCUACUUCGAGUUGGGCGCUAAGCCCAAGAGCACUGGUUACUUCACUUUCCGCCUACUCGAGCUCCCCAUUCUUGGGUUCGUCAUCCCCGGUGUCGGUCGUGCUGGAGCUGUCUUCGAGGCUCUUCUCGAGGCCGACUAUGAGUUUGAUGGCGGUUUCGAAAUGAGCUAUGGUAUGAACCUCGAGGUCCCGAGCAACUCCACCAUGCGCAUCGACCUUGGUGACAUGUCCAAGACUGGUGUCAAGGGUUUCCAAGACUCAACCCUUACUCCUCUCCCCUUCAACUUCAAGCAGAAGCAGCUUGACGGUUUCGUCUCCGUUGCCAUGGUUCCUUCCAUUCCCAUUGGUUUCAAGUUCCUGUCUGUCCUUGACGUCGGUGUUGAGGCCGAGAUGGACCUUCCUCGUCUUGAUGCGCUUGUCUAUACCAUUGACGAUGCUGACACUCAGUGCAAUGACCUCAGCUACGACGAGGAGACUGAGGAUGGCGAGACUGACGAUGAGACCGAAACUGGCGACGAAACCGAGACUGGCGAUGAGACCGAGACUGGUGACGAAACAGAGACUGGCGACGAGACCGAGACCGGUGAUGAGACCGAUGACACCGAGACUGGCGACGAGACCGAGACUGGUGAUGAGACCGACGACACCGAGACUGGUGAUGAGACUGAGGACACCGACGACACAGACCUUUCUGCUGCCUCCGAAGCUGAGGCCAAGGCUCAAGACAAGAAGGAUGGCUUCACGGCGGGCAAGCGAUCUGUUGCGAAGCGCGACGUCAAGGCCAUCCGCCACGCAUCUAACACUCGUCGCGCACCUGCUUCUCUGCAGGCUCAGCGCGCUCGCAAUCUCAAGCGCGCGAACGAAGCACCUUUCCCUCUCACCAACGGCACCAACAGCACUCAGCCCGACAAGCUGUCGCUCGUCUACAUCGAGUGGAACGUUUCCAUGGCUGUCGAUCUCGGCUUCAACUUUGUUCUUCCUGCUAUGCCUAUGGUCAUUCCCGGUGUCGAUACCAACGAGCUCAACCCCUUCAAGCCUAUCCGCAAGCACAAAACCGUCUUCACCACGGUCAAGACCAUGCCCACUCUCUGCCUUGCUCCCGAGAAGGGUUUCCGUCCUGCCACCGAUGUCUACACUGACCCUGUUGAGACUGACGUUGGCACUAUUGGUACUGGCGUUGGCACGAUCGGCACUGGUGUCGGCACUGGUGUCGCAGCUACUGGCACUGGCACACCCAAGUUCACUGAUGUUCCCAAAAGCAACGUGACCGACUUCAAGCUGAAGAGGCGUCAGUAUGGAUAUGGCGUUGCCAUUCCCCUUACACUGAAGCCACCCCACGCCUACCCCCGAGCCUACUCCUACGCCCGCCCCUUCGACCUCCACCCCUUGCGACGUCCCACCGCCACCCCUGCGGAGACCACACCCACUGAAUCGAGCAGCGUCCCGCCGCCGCCACCCGCAGGCAACACCACCACCCCUGCACGACCGAGACUCCCCACCGGCACCCCAGCCAACACGCCCUGCACCACCGGCACCACCAUCGUAGUCACCCUCCCCUACAACACCACAACACCAGCCUACGAGCCCACCGGCACCGCCUCCCCGCCCGUGCCCUCCAAGCCAUCUGAGUUCACCGGCGCAGCAUCCACCAUGCUACCUACCGUUCACGCCGUCCUCUUCGCUUUCCUAGCCAUAUUCCUGCUGUAA